AAAGGAAAAGAAAAGAAAAGAAAAGAAAAUAGAAGCGGAGAGAGAGAGAGGGAGACAGAGAGGAGAGAAAGCAGUGAGGGACGCCUUGUAACUUGUAUUGCUGUUUGCUACAUUGUCUUUCCUCUAAAACCAAAACCCAAAACCAAAACCAAAAAAGAUUCAGCCCCCACGUCUAUCACUCUAUACUCAAAUUGGCCGGGCUGCCUUUCUUUCAUCGAAAGCCUAUUUCCUUGUGUUUUCACCACCAUCUUUUCUUUUUCCCUUUCCUUCUCUUCAAUAUAUCAAUAUUGCAUGCUUUGAACAAACCUUUUUUUUGUUUUGUUUUUGUUUUCAGCAUCCAUCUGUAUAAUCCCUUAUGUUAAUUCUUUGAAACUUUGCUUCUUCUUUUCUUUAUUAUUCCUUGUUUGGUUUUUCUUAAUGGGACCCAUUAGAGGCUUCAAGAGAAGAAAGAAAGCAGAGAAGAAGGUUGACCAAAAUGUCUUCGAUGCUGCUUCUGCUUCUGCUUCUGCUUUGUCUUCACUGCAGCCCCAAUCUCAGCGCCCUUUAGAUUGGUGGGAUGACGAUUUCUCUAAAAGGAUUACUGGUCCCUCUUCAGAAUCAAAUAACUCGAAGAAAUUUGAAUCUUUUUUCAAAAUAUCGAGAAAGACAUUCAACUAUAUCUGCUCCCUUGUGAAGGAAGACCUGAGGGCCAGGCAAUCAAACUUCACUGGUUCAAAUGGGAAGCCAUUGUCUGUAACUGACCAAGUAGCCGUGGCUCUUAGGAGGCUCAGCUCUGGAGAAUCAUUGUCAAACAUUGGCGAUUUGUUGGGGAUCAACCAAUCAACUGUUUCUCAAAUAACCUGGCGAUUUGUGGAAGCAAUGGAAGAAAGAGGCCUGCACCAUCUUUGUUGGCCUUCCACUGAAGCAGAGAUGGAAGAGAUUAAGUCCAAUUUUGAGAAAAUAUGUGGGCUGCCUAAUUGCUGUGGUUCAAUCGACACUACCCACAUCGUCAUGACUCUGCCUACAGUGGACCGAUCAAAUGAUGUAUGGAUUGAUCGUGAGAAGAACCAUAGCAUGCUCUUGCAAGCAAUAGUGGACCCUGACAUGAGAUUCCGUGAUGUAAUUGUUGGGUACCCAGGAAGUUUAAGCGAUGCACUUGUGCUUCAGAACUCGAGUUUCUACAAGCUAUGCGAGGAAGAGAAAAGGCUAAAUGGGAAGAAAAUAGAGCUUCAGGAAGGAAUGGAAUUGGGGGAGUAUAUAAUUGGGGAUUCAGGUUUUCCCCUAUUGUCGUGGCUUCUUACUCCUUAUCAAAAUGCACUCUCAGACCAUCAGGCUGAGUUCAACAAGCGACAUUCUGAAACUCAAGUUGUAGCACAGAUUGCAUUAGCAAGGCUGAAGGAAAUGUGGAGGAUAAUCCAUGGAGUAAUGUGGCUGCCUGAUAAGAAUAGAUUGCCAAGGAUUAUUUUUGUUUGCUGCUUGUUGCACAAUAUUGUUAUUGACAUGGAGGAUAAAGGGGUCGAAGAGCUUCCUUCGUCUCAUCGACAUGACACAGAUUACCGGCAACAAAUUUGUGAGACUGUCAACAAGACAGGCAUUGCUGUGAGAGAUAACCUUUCUCUCUUCUUUUCAGGAAAAUUAUCACCUUCUACUCUUUCUUCCUAAAUAGUGGUUAUUAUUUACUGGCCCAUGUAGACAGAGCUGGAUGCCCUUUGCCUAAUUUGUUUAACAAAAGCUCUUGUGAAUCCUGUGAUGUUAAUUCCUAUAGGGUAACCAGUUCAAGUUGUAUUCAGAAGUUAAUAAGUUCGAAUAAUUAUUUACAUAAACAGUUUUGAAUCUCGUGAAA
Molecule: messenger RNA, 1822 nt
Organism: Populus trichocarpa (black cottonwood)
Lineage: Eukaryota; Viridiplantae; Streptophyta; Magnoliopsida; Malpighiales; Salicaceae
Product: protein ALP1-like
Exons: 2
Coding region: 418-1641 (407 amino acids)
Source: RefSeq, a predicted model, not a curated record